UGCCGGAUUCCACCACUAGAGCUCCCCGCUCGGUUCACCUGCUGCCCCUCGGCUCCGUCUGUGUUUACCUCUUUCCCCACCUCUGCUGUCCGGCGGCAAGCUGGGACACAAAUCCCCGCCCGAAGCUUCGGCUCGAGAAUUACUAAUGUAAGCUGCCUGGUGUCUGUUCCUUUGCGGAUUUUCUGCAGCGCCGUGUGCCAGUGCCGCCAAGGCGGAGGUAAGAUGAAUAAAGAAAUUAUGUCCCGGGUUGUGAAGAAGAGGCAAGCGGAUCCCAAAGUGGUUCAGUACGUGUGGGCCGCCAUUGAGGUCAUUCGCAACCAGAAACAAAUUGCAAACAUGGACAGAAUCUCAAAGUACCUAAGCCGCGUAUUUGGGAUGCACCCUAAGGAGACUGCCAGACAGCUGAGCCUGGCUGUGAAGGACGGCCUGGUGGUGGAGACCCUGACUGUGGGCUGUAAAGGCUCCAAGGCGGGCAUUGAGCAGGAGGGGUACUGGCUGCCCGGGGAUGAGAUGGAGCCGAAAGCAGAGGGAAGCAAGUGGAGGCAGGAGGAAAACCAGGAUUGGGAGGCGGAGAGCCAUGACUGGUACUGCUUUCAGUGUCACCUACCAGGCGACGUCCUGCCAUGUGACAACUGCUUCCGGGUUUACCACCUGAAGUGUCUCUCAGAGGAGUUCAAGCCCAGAGACGGAGGAUCCCACUGGCAGUGCACCGUCUGCAGGGUGGGGGCUCACGCCUUCAAAUGUUCACCUACACCUCCUUUAGGGCUGCAACAAGGGAGUAAAAAGAAGAACCUGAACAAACAGGAGAUGUCUAAAUACCUGCGUUUCAUUGUUCAGCGUAUGAAGGAGAGGGCUGUUGACCUGAACAAAAAAGGCAAAGACACUAAACACCCCAUGUACAGAAGACUGAUCCACACUGCACUGGACGUCAGCAACAUCCAAGAGAGCCUCUCUGAAGGAAAGUACAAAAGCUUCGAUGAGUUUAAAGCAGACGCUCAGCAGAUAGUUCACAACACAGCCAUCCUGUACGGAGUUCACAGCGAUCAGGCAGAGAUUGCACGGUUGCUCUUCAGUGACACAUGCCACGAGUUAAAUGAGCUGAUGCUGUGUAAGAACUGCUUCUACCUGUCCAACGCCCGGCCAGACAACUGGUUCUGUUAUCCCUGUAGCCCCAGUCAUGAUCUGGUCUGGGCUAAAAUGAAGGGUUUUGGUUACUGGCCUGCAAAAGUCCUUCAGAGGGACGAUAACCAGGUGGACGUGCGGUUUUUUGGACACCAGCACCAAAGAGCGUGGAUCCCUUCAGAGAACAUCCAGGACAUCAAGGUGAACGUCCAGCAGCUGCAAGUGAAGCGCAGCAACGGCUGGAAGAAGGCGUGCGAGGAGCUGGAGGUGUACCAGCGCUUUCUGAAGGAGGGGCGUUACUGGAAAACAAAGCUGGAGGACAGCCCACCGCCUCAGCGGCAGCAGGAGGACGCGAGCGGGAGGAGUGACCGGCUGGAGCGGACGGAGGAGGCAGAGUCCAGCAUCUCCUCCACCAGCAACGAGCAGGUCCGCCAUCUCAAAGGCAGCUUGGAGCCCAAGGCGAAGAAAAGUCGUCGAACUCAAGCUGUUGAACCCAAAGAGGAAGUCAGCGACCCGGAGCCGGAGAUGGAGGCGGUCAGCUCCAGCCAGGAGAUCCCUGUGUGUUCGGCGCCGCAGCAGCCAGAGAAGCUGUCUGUGUCCACGCAGACGAAGAAGGCCAGCGGAGGGUCGCCGCGCACGCUUCACCGCGGCACCCAGACCAACAGCGAAGGCGCCUGCCAGAACAUGUGCCACGAGAAGUACACCAAGGUUUUCAACGACGUCAAAGAGAUGAUGAAGGCCGACAACAAGAGGGAGACGGAAAGAGUGGUCAGAGAAGCUCUGGAGAAGCUGCGAGCAGAGAUGGAGGAGGAGAAGAGGCAGGCGGUGAGUAAAGCAGUGGCCGGGGCUCAGGCGGAGAUGGACAGGAAGUGCAAGCAGGUGAAGGAGAAGUGUAAAGAGGAGCUGGUGGAGGAGGUGAAGAAGCUGGUGGCCCAACACAAACAGCUCAUCUCCCAGACCAAGAAGAAGCAGUGGUGCUACAACUGUGAGGAGGAGGCCAUGUACCACUGCUGCUGGAACACCUCCUACUGCUCCAUCAAGUGUCAGCAGGAGCACUGGCACGCCGACCACAAACGAACCUGCCGCAGGAAGAGAUGAGCCGGCCCCGCCCCCCUCUGACAUCACACAUGGCACCCCCCUGCUGUCAGUCAGUCAGUCACCAACAUACGCGCUCUCCUCCCUCCAGCUUCUCCUCUUGCCUUGAUAAAACUGUGUGGACCCGCCGACGAGCGAUUUAAAGUUCAUUUCCCCUCUGUGAUGACUCUAUACCCCCCCCCCCCCCCCCCCCCCCCCCCCGAUUUGUGAACAAAUUUCUCCAAAGCAUGACUCAAAUGCUGAGUUAUGAAAUGUGUUUUUGUUUUGUUUUUUCUGCUGGAGAAUGUUAUUUAUGCGAGAAACAAGUGAGCGCUGCCUGAGAAUGUUUUAUUAGGAUUUUUAAAAAUGUGGGUUUUUCUAUCCCACAUGCAUCAAACAAGAAUGAACAAAGAAACCGUCACGGACGAGGAGAACUCUGCAGACGGCCCGCUUGGAUUGGUGGUGGUGGUGGAUUGCACCUUUUGAAUCGUUUCUACCUAGAAUCUCAGCAUCAACAAGUCACUCUUUGGGAACAGGGUCAGAGGUCGGCCCUAAAAGACGCCGGCUCAACUAAUCAUUUGUGUCCACGAUGAUCAUAACUGCACACGUGUGGCUUUCUUCAUUUGAUGGGAAGAGAUCCUGUGCCGGGUCUCAGACAGGGUUCAUGCUUUUUGUUUCUUUGCACACAUUUCAUGUCUUCAUGAAUCCCAAACAAACAAACAAACCCAGAGCUUGUAAUGUUGCCAAAAAGCCUGGCGUCAGUUUGAAGUCACCCGCAGAGUCGUCCCGCUCCACGCCUGCGCCGUCAGUCCCUUUCCAGAGACUCUGCGUUUGCUGUUGUUGGUGCUCAGUGCCUGUUUGUUUCGGGGCUCGUCUGCAUGCCGACAGCUUCACACUUUAGGUUUUUAAUUUAUGGCAAAAAAAAGAAAAAACGGCGUGAGGAGCAAAAAUGGAGGCAGUGGUUCAAAAUAUUAUGCAAAUGUAAAGCAGGAAUUCCUGUUUUGUAGUCUUUUCUUUCCUCUGUGGUGUGUAACUGUGGUGCUCUGAUUCUGUUUUCUAAAGGCAAUGAGAUUGCCAGAUUCAAACCUUUGAUUGUUUCCUUAGUGAUGAACUUUUUACAGAAGUGCUGAUCAUCAUCAUCAUCGUCAUCAUCAUUAAUGGACAGAACUGUGUUUGGAACCGUCGGCUUGUUUUUGUUUUUUUACAACAAACCAUCCCAGAAGAUUGAUUAAAUCGAUUGUUUAGACAAAAAUGUCCGUAGCUUUCCCCAAUUGUGUUAUAAAAAAAAUGGACUUUUCUUUUCCCAUGAAUUCCAUCCAACCUGAACCUUUCUUACAGAAAUAUUUGUGGUCUUUGAUCUUCAGUAGUUGAUCAGACGGUCUCUGCUCUGUGUCUGCUGAGCUUUAGCUCUGCUUCCUCCUUACUUUAUGCUUUAGUUACUGUAGGAUUAAUGCCAUGCUAUUUGGUUUUUGUUGCCAAACUAAACAAAAAGCAGAUUGUUUUUUUUGAGGGGUUUGACCCGCCGCUUUCAGAGCGAUGGCUCCGCCCCUCCUGAUGGCAGAGGGAGGGGAUCAGUGGUCCUCUGGAUUUUAGUGCGUUUUAAACAUCAGUUGAUGAUGAAAUCUCUGUAUUUUAAAUAUCAAGCCCCCCCCCUCUAAGUAGUUCCUUGUGAACGUGUUUCUGUCAGGUUUCUUUUUGUAAGAUGUCUUUCUAGACGCUGCAGAAAAACAUCCGGACCUGGAAUCGUUUCUGCGUACUUUUUGAGCAGCUCGGAUUUGAGGUUUCUUUUUUCCCCGGAUCGCAGUCGUCCAGAUGGAGACGGAGAAGAUCGGUGGUGUUUGGACUCUGAGGUGAUUUCGUUUUGGUUCCUCCUCUCUCGUCAUGUCUGCUCCGUCGUCGGGUCACUUUUCCAGUCUCAUGGUUGCACUACAUGUAAAUAUCAGUAAACCUGCUUCAUGUCGGUGUGUAAAUUAAGUGGCAUUUAAUAUUUCAGUGAUCUGGAUGACUGUUGGUCCUAAUUUUGUACAAUGUACAACUGAUAUCAGCUUUCAUGUCACUUUGUAUGUAUUUCCUUUUUUUUUUAAAUGUUUUAAAACCUUCAAUGCGUAAAUGAAGAUGAAGCAGCUUUUUGUUCUUCUGGUUUUAAACUCAUGUUGGAAUGUUUUUAUAUCUGUGCAUCAGCCAUGUCGGUUUAAGUUUUUUAAUCUUCUUUUGUGUGUUUAAGUUUUUAUCUCACUCUGCUUUGUAUUCCUGGAGUUUUAAACGCAUGCAUAAAAGCCGUGUGGAUUUCCUCCCCCCUCAUUUCAUGGUGUAAGCUAAAAAUAAAAGACGUAGUUGCACUCAAACUGCAAUAUGACAAUGUUUUUGUUUUCCGGGAGGCGAUGCUGUUUCCAGAUGUGUGAGGCGGAUUCCAGCUGGAAAAAGGGAGUUGAUCAGAUGAUCAAACGCGUCUAGUUUUGAGGUAUUUUACUAUGUGAUUUUGAGAUGGAUCCUUCUUGUACUUAAAGUACGUCUGACAGGAAGGAAAACGGCUGUAAAGGUUUCUCUGCUCUCACUUCUAGUAGGUCAUCCUCUUCUGUUCUGUCCACAUGUAAACUAUUAACCAUAGCAACAUUUUUUAAUGCUGCCAGUCUUUUGUUUUUGUACACUUUAGCUAGCAAUAUGUAUAUAAAUAUAUUCUAUGUGCUAACAUGGAGAAAUAAAUGUAUCAACCAGU
Molecule: messenger RNA, 4912 nt
Organism: Oryzias latipes (Japanese medaka)
Lineage: Eukaryota; Metazoa; Chordata; Actinopteri; Beloniformes; Adrianichthyidae
Gene: zmynd11
Product: zinc finger, MYND-type containing 11
Biological process (GO): regulation of transcription elongation by RNA polymerase II; regulation of signal transduction
Cellular component (GO): nucleus
Molecular function (GO): DNA binding; transcription corepressor activity
Source: RefSeq, a predicted model, not a curated record